GCACAGACAGAGAUGGCAAUUAAGAAAUCCCUCUAGAGAUCUCUUAUCUAUCUCUCUGCAGUGCAGAGUGCAGUGGAGCUGAGUGCAUCGUCGCUCCCUGCACGUUCAUCUGCCCCCUCCCCCCUUCACUUCCCUUAUCAUAUACUCUAUAUCUUUAACCCCCCCCCCCUCUCUCUCUUCUCAGACCCAGAGAACUGUGGUAGAGCCAGAGCCAGAGAGACCCAACCAUAUAGAAUUUCACCAUAUUUUCCGUUUCUUUUGUGAUCUGUUUGGAAAUAAUGGACAUGUAUGGAGUGUCAUCGAGUGCAGCAGACUGCAGCUUCCCCGUAGACGACCUUCUGGACUUCUCCAACGACGAGAUUUUCUCCUCCUCCGAUUCGCUCCACCUGCACCACCCUCAUUACCUUCCUCCCCCUCUUGAAAACCAGCCCAACAACCACCGCCUCUCGCAACCCACCAACAACGACCACCCCACCCACUUCUCCGCCGACUUUACCAACAACCUCUGCGUCCCUAGCGACGAUGCGGCCGAGCUCGAGUGGCUUUCGCAGUUCGUAGACGACUCGUUCACCGAUUUCCCGGCCAACAAACUCGCCGGAAACGUCUUCUUCCCAUCCGACGCGUCGUUAUCCGGCAGCAGAGCAGCCCGCGCUAAACGCUCCAAAGCACCGACCCAUUCCACCACCACCUGGACCUCCUCCCCGGAGCCUGAUUCUCCAGCUGCAGGAGGAAUGAGACCGAAAAUGAAGAACGCAAGAGCCGGGGGAGAGGGAGAAGUACGAAGGUGCUCGCACUGCGCGUCGGAGAAGACUCCGCAGUGGCGAACGGGCCCACUGGGGCCAAAGACCCUGUGUAACGCGUGUGGGGUUCGAUACAAGUCGGGUCGUCUGGUACCGGAGUACCGACCGGCUGCGAGCCCGACGUUCGUGCUGACUCAGCACUCAAACUCUCACCGCAAAGUAAUGGAACUCCGGCGGCAGAAGGAGCUAAUGAGGCUGCAGCAGCAGCAACUACAACAACAGCGUCACCACCACCAUCGUGACUUUGAGGUCUGCUGACGUGUCGUAUCGCAAAAAAAAAAAAAAAAACCCUGUGAUAAUGUGAAUUGAAUGCUCGUCUGUGGAUUAUGCUAUCA
Messenger RNA from Juglans regia (Persian walnut), 1135 nucleotides. RefSeq names its product GATA transcription factor 4. NCBI's taxonomy places the organism in Eukaryota, Viridiplantae, Streptophyta, Magnoliopsida, Fagales, Juglandaceae. Gene Ontology annotation, biological process: positive regulation of DNA-templated transcription. Bases 279 to 1058 code for a protein of 259 amino acids. Gene Ontology annotation, cellular component: nucleus. Gene Ontology annotation, molecular function: sequence-specific DNA binding; zinc ion binding. The transcript is spliced from 2 exons. The record is from RefSeq and is a predicted model, not a curated record.